This is a messenger RNA of Zerene cesonia (dogface butterfly), 1362 nucleotides long. Its product is annotated as katanin p60 ATPase-containing subunit A-like 2. NCBI's taxonomy places the organism in Eukaryota, Metazoa, Arthropoda, Insecta, Lepidoptera, Pieridae. The record is from RefSeq and is a predicted model, not a curated record. Bases 1 to 1362 code for a protein of 453 amino acids. The transcript has 8 exons. Gene Ontology annotation, molecular function: ATP hydrolysis activity; ATP binding; protein binding.
AUGUCUGGAGUUAAUCGUCCAAUGAGCCAGAUGCGAAAAUUUGAAACGAAAGAAGCAAUAUUUCGUGCGCGCAAGAGAAUACUUCGAUACCUUGUGUUGGGGUUUCUAAAACAGGAGGGUCUGAUGCACUCUGCCGAGACACUCGUCUCCGAAGCCGCCCUCACUGACGAGUAUGAGCUCUGCGAUAACAUAGACUUGGAUAUUAUUCUACAGGACUACUGCAGCUACUACCUCAUGCGAUUCAACAAACAGCCUCAAUUUUGCCGCAAGGUUGGUGAGGGACAGGUGAAGCGGCCGCAGACUCGCAGGGCGAAGCCCCAACAGGCGGAACGGAAGCCCGAUGCCGAACCGGCGUGCGAGCCUGACUUGCCGGCUAGUUUCACCGUCACUCAGUUAUUGCAGGCUCCUGAAAACAUAAAAAGCAAAAUACCAGCGAUAGAGAGGAAGCCCCUAAAUGGGCUCCUGGCCACGCUGUCGAGCGAUAAAAAGCAGUUGGUUGAGAUUUUGUACCAGGAUAUCAUACGGCCUUCAGAAGUCUGCUGGGAUGACGUUAAAGGUCUGACGAAUGCUAAGACUAUCCUUAUGGAGUCGGUCGUGUACCCUGUUAGGUAUCCACAAAUGUUCACCGGUUUACUGGAACCAUGGCGCGGGGUGCUGCUCCACGGCCCGCCCGGCACGGGCAAGACGAUGCUGGCCAGAGCUGUGGCAGCUGAAAGUGGGUGCACCUUCUUCAAUGUCACCUGUAGUACUGUUGUUAAUAAGUGGAGAGGCGAAUCCGAGAAGAUUGUUAAGGUCCUUUUCGACAUGGCGUCUUAUUACUCACCGUCCAUCAUUUUCAUCGACGAAGUGGAGACGUUAGCUUCCGAGAGAUCCUCAGCUGGGGAGCACGAGGCGUCCAGACGACUGAAGUCGCAGCUCCUGACAGAGUUGGACGGUAUCAACGUGAGGGAUGGCAUCGUGUUUCUAUUGGCCAAUUCUAACAUGCCGUGGGAGAUCGACUCGGCCAUGCUUCGCCGCCUCGAGAAGCGUAUACACAUCCCGCUGCCAGACGCGGAGACUCGAUCCGAACUAUUCGCAUCACACCUCAACGGUGGGGACAUUGAGCUGAUGGAAGGAGUGGACUUCCACAUGCUGGCCGAUAUGACUGAGGGUUACUCGGGGAGCGAUGUGAAAUUGGUUUGCAAGGAGGCGCUGAUGGCCAGCGUGAGGAAGAUGUUGAACGUCGGGAGAAGUGCGAGGAUUGGCAGAAAAGACAAGCUGCGUUUAUGCGAUAUCUUGACAGCUAUCGAGAAAACCAAACCCGUGUCUAAAGGUUUAGACCAGAGGCACGCGGAGUGGCAGGACAAAAUGGGCUCUGCUUGA